UGUGGCAACAGAUUCAUACAGGCUCUGGAAGGAGGACAUUGCUCUACUUGCCCGCUAUGGCGUCAAGUCUUAUCGCUUUUCCUUAUCCUGGUCUCGCAUCAUCCCGCUUGGUGGCCGCAACGACCCCGUCAAUCCCAAGGGUAUAGCCUUCUACUCCAAUCUCAUCGACGCACUGCUGGAACAUGGCAUAAUCCCAUUUGUUACUUUAUACCACUGGGACCUUCCCCAGGCCCUGCAUGACAGAUAUGGCGGGUGGUUGAACAAGAAUGAGAUCGUUCAGGACUAUGUCCACUAUGCCAAGGUCUGCUUCCAGGCUUUCGGAGACAGAGUCAAGCACUGGCUGACAGUGAACGAGCCCUGGUGCGUCUCAAUUCUGGGGUAUGGAAGGGGCGUCUUCGCGCCAGGACGAUCAAGCGACCGAGAAAGAUCACCCGAAGGCGACUCCUCCACUGAACCGUGGAUAGUUGGCCACAGCGUCAUUUUAUCGCACGCAUACGCAGUCAGACUUUAUCGCGAGGAGUUCAAGCCUGCGCAGGGUGGCCAGAUCGGAAUCACGCUCAAUGGUGACUGGGCCAUGCCAUACGAUGACAGUCCACAGAAUGUGGAAGCGGCACAGCACGCCCUUGACGUAGAUCCAAUCUAUCUCGGUCAUUACCCGGAAUACAUGAAACAGAUGCUCCGGCAGCGUCUGCCGGAGUUUACACCGGAGGAAUUGAAGGUCGUCAAAGGAUCCUCUGAUUUCUAUGGCAUGAACACCUACACCACCCACUUGUGCAGAGCCGGUGGCGAUGACGAAUUCCAAGGAUUCGUCGAGUAUACUUUCAUCCGUCCUGACGGCACUCAAUUAGGUACCCAAGCGCACUGUGCCUGGUUACAGGACUACCCCGAAGGAUUUCGCGAUUUGCUUAACUACAUUUGGAAGAGAUAUAAACUACCCAUCUACGUCACUGAAAAUGGAUUCGCUGUCAAAGAUGAGAGUUCAAAGUCGAUUGAGGAGGCAUUGCAGGACAACGACCGCGUGAACUAUUUCAAGGGUAAUACCGCUUCUCUCAAGGCUGCUGUGCUUGAGGAUGGUGUCGAUGUCAGAGCCUAUUUCCCGUGGAGUAUGGCGGAUGGAUACAUCACACGAUUUGGCGUAACAUACGUCGAUUAUGAGACCCAAAAGCGAUAUCCCAAGGAGUCUGCGAAAUUCCUUGUUAAGUGGUUUGGAGAUAACGUCGAUGCGGACGACAGGAAAUCAUAGGACUCUGUUGCUUUCGCCCGAGCAUUGUUGGAGGACUGGUGUGUGAUCGAUUGUACCUAUAAGUUAGUGAGGUAUCUCAGGGGAAUCUGACUCGCUGCUCUUGUUUUGUGUAUCCAUUUGCCAGUUGUUUAGUAUUUUACGUAGCGUGACCGAUUCUUUGUACUGUGCCCAGACAUGGUAGUUCCUCGUGUAUUAAGUGAGAGGUGUUUGGUCAGGAUGUUAUAGAAUACAAGGAAAUCAAAACCAUCAGUCAGUGUCCCCUUGUGUCAACUCCAACAAGACCUCCUCCACCUUCCUCCACCUCUUCAUAUCAU
Molecule: messenger RNA, 1557 nt
Organism: Suillus discolor
Lineage: Eukaryota; Fungi; Basidiomycota; Agaricomycetes; Boletales; Suillaceae
Product: glycoside hydrolase family 1 protein
Exons: 15
Biological process (GO): carbohydrate metabolic process
Molecular function (GO): beta-glucosidase activity
Source: RefSeq, a predicted model, not a curated record